GGCGUCGACUAGGAAGUAAGGAGACGCAGGCAGUGGUAUCAAGCUGUUGGCGGGGUGUAUGGUAUGAUAAAGUCAAAGCAAGAGCUCCAGCUGUGUGCACCUAUAUUUUUCUAGUGGUCUGUAGAAGCUUGGUUAACUCAGAAUGGUAUUAGUGCGAAUGAGGAAUACAAAAGGCUGCAAUUCGAUUGAUAUAGAGAAGAAAAUCAAAAGAGGGAACGCAUUGAGGCAUGCAUCUGCAUGGAGGGGGUCUCGGGGCUUUGUUACUCUGUUGCUGGUUGUUCUGUCAGUGGGCUGCAUCACCACAUGGAUGUAUGUAGCUUCUCAGGACAGCGACAUCACAGAAACGCUGGUUGGCCAGGGUGAGGUGGUCUCACCUCACCCAAGAAUCUACGCUGUCCUAUGUUCCACAGACUAUGAGAACUACAAACGUUAUCCAGGCUGUACUCCUCAGAAGUGUGGUCGUGCCAUCACAGACAGUGUGGUGACAAGGGAGGAAGCUCAGGUCCUCAGGAGGCUGGCAGAUAGGGGGCUCGCACUGGCUGGGUCAGAAGGAGGAGUUUCCAUACUGGACCUGCACUCUGGAGCACUAUCAAUGGGAACACAAUUUGUCAAUAUCUACAGGUAUUUUGGGGAUCAGAUCAAGGAUGUGUUCACACAAAAGGAUUUUGAGCUCUACAGAGAAGUGCGUGGGCGAAUCCAGGCAGCUAUUGCAGAGACGUUUGGCCUGGACUCGAGUCUAAUGUACCUCACCAAGCCCACCUUUUUCUCCAGAAUCAACAGCACAGAAGCCAAGACCCAGCAUGAUGAGUACUGGCAUCCACAUAUCGAUAAGGUUACUUAUGGCUCUUUUGACUACACAUCUCUUCUAUACCUGUCAGACUAUGGCUCUGACUUUAGUGGAGGAAGAUUUGUCUUCAUUGACCAAAAUGGAAACCGCACAGUGGAACCCCGAGCAGGACGUGUGUCUUUCUUCUCCUCUGGCUCAGAAAACCUCCAUCGUGUUGAGAAAGUGACAUGGGGGACACGUUAUGCAAUCACCGUGUCCUUCACCUGUGAUCCUGAGUACGCAAUCUCUGACCCAUCUUUGCCCUGAUGAGCCUGCAGACUGCGUCACUUCCACCAGCGCAAACAAGCUCUGAACAGAGCGGUCAGAUACAAACGUUGGAGCUGCACGGUCAAUGUCAGACUUUUUUUUUUUCCCCUUUUUUUCCCAGGUAUUCACCCCUUGUGGCCCCCCAUCAGUUAGGCCUCAAUUAGGCCGGUGUUUGCAUUUCAUGCAGGUUUUUAUAUUCUGCCCUCCUCACUUAUUUGUGGGCAGCUGAAGGAAAAAUUGCUUCUUGACCAAAACAUUUUGGAACAGACCAAAGGAGGAUUGUUUCAUUUAGUUUUAUAGGAAGAUAUCUGCUUCUUGAGAAGAAGGUAAAAAAAAACAAAAAAAAACAAGUGAAUCAACCUUCUGUGACAAACACUGGCCAAUUCCAGCCCACACAGGUCUACAACUCAGGAGGUGCUUUCUUCUAAGAAGAACCCUCUCCAACCCUGCAUGUGCUUUAUCACAUUUAUUUCAGUGUGGUUGCUGAGGAUGAUUUGAAAUAAAAUAUUGACAGAACCUGAAA
Messenger RNA from Sphaeramia orbicularis (orbiculate cardinalfish), 1616 nucleotides. RefSeq names its product 2-oxoglutarate and iron dependent oxygenase domain containing 3 (gene ogfod3). Bases 143 to 1093 code for a protein of 316 amino acids. Lineage: Eukaryota; Metazoa; Chordata; Actinopteri; Kurtiformes; Apogonidae. Gene Ontology annotation, cellular component: membrane. The transcript has 9 exons. The record is from RefSeq and is a predicted model, not a curated record. Gene Ontology annotation, molecular function: iron ion binding; L-ascorbic acid binding; oxidoreductase activity, acting on paired donors, with incorporation or reduction of molecular oxygen.